AUGCAGAUUGCUUCUACAAACAUUUGUGAAAGACUGUGCAAUAAGUCCAUCCAUGAAAUUUCCUCACUACUAAAUAUUCCACAGUCAACUGUUAGUGGUAUUAUAACAAAGUGGAAGCAGCUGCAAACAACAGCAAUUCAUCCACCAAGUGGUAGGCCACGUAAAAAUGACAGAGCGGGGUCAGCGCAUGCUGAAGUGCACAGUGUGCAGAAGUCGCCAACUUUGCAGAGUCAAUAGCUAAAGACCUCCAAACGUUGUGUGACCUUCAGAUUAGCACAACAGUGCAUAGAAAGCGUCAUGGAAUGGGUUUCCAUGGCCAAUCGUCCAAGCCUUACAUCACCAAGUGCAAUGCAAAGGGUUGGAUGCAGUGGUGUAAAGCAACCCACCACUGGACUCUAG
Messenger RNA from Staurois parvus, 399 nucleotides. Lineage: Eukaryota; Metazoa; Chordata; Amphibia; Anura; Ranidae. The record is from the annotation of a GenBank genome assembly.